AUGGAUACCUGUCGUCCUACUCGUGGUUUACUUCACGACUCGUGGAAUUCUAGUAUCACUGGAGCAAUACAUGCAGUCCCCCCUAUAGUCAUAGCUGUGCUGGUUAAUUUAAUGAUUUGUGUCCCGUUUGGAUUGUCGUUUUUUCCAUUGGAAUGGCAGGAUAUUCCCGUACCCCAUGCUUUUGGCAUCCAAAUGUUUUUAUUAUCCUCCACAAUCUGUCAAUUUACAUUUGUGUGGCUAAGUAACUUUGACGGCGCUAUUUGUCAAAUGAUGGUGGAAAAUGUUCCGUUCAUGCAUACAAUUUCAAUCUCAAUUAUUCAAGAAUUGGGACCUACGAAUCCUAGUGUGUUGCCAACUAUACUCGUCACAUAUGCCUUUUCGUCAAUUGUCUGUGGAGCACUUUUUUACAUCUUAGGACAUUGGAAACUUGGGAAUAUUGUUUAUUUAUUUCCAAAGCAUAUUAUUGUCGGAGCUGUUGGUGGGAUUGGGGCUUUUGUUAUGCAAAGUGGCAUUGAAAACUCGACGGGACGAGAAUUUCAUUGGACUUGGAAUGGGCUCCAAGGUCUGUGGAAGGACGAAAUUCUUUGGCUUUGGGUAACGUCUGCAAUUCUCGCUCUUGUGUUGUGGAUAUUGACACGCUAUAUCAAAUCGCCAUUGUUCCCUCCACUCUUUUUUGUGUCAAUUGCACCCUGUUUCUACAUUGUGUUGUUAUGUCUUGGCAUUUCCACCGACACAGCUCGAGCCCAUGGCUGGUUUUUUAGUCGUGCGCCCCAUGUUGCAUUUUAUUCCUUAUGGGAACAUUAUGACUUUUCACUUGUUGAGUGGCACGUAGUACCGAAACAAUUUGGUACUAUCGUCGGUCUUACCUUCUUCUCUUUAAUGCAUGUACCGAUAAACAUUCCGUCAUUAAGUCUUACAAUUGAUAAAGAAGUGGAUAUAAAUGAUGAAUUGGUUGCCCAUGGAGUGUCCAAUACACUUUGUGGAUUGAGUGGUACAGUCCAGAAUUAUCUAUGCUACUCGACUUCAGCUUUAUAUUACAAAUGUGGCGGUAGUGGCCGACGUAGUGGCUUUACUAUUGGUCUCAUUAUGCUCUUCUUUUUCUUUGUCGGACCUAAUGUUGUGUCGUAUCUUCCACGGUGUAUGGCUGGUUGUGUAAUGAUGCAUCUUGGCUCAGACCUACUUCGAGAAGCAUUAAUUGAUACAUACGAUCAAUUAGAUGCUCUUGAACUUGGUACAGUCUGGGCAAUUGCUGGUACUAUGACAUUUUGGGGUAUGAAUCAAGGUCUAGCUAUUGGUGCAUUACUUGCGUGUAUGACAUUUGUCAUGCAAAGUGCACGUACCCCAACAAAUGUACCAAUUCGUGGAAGUAUGAGUGCAGCAACACUUCGAAGUCAUGCUUGGCGAAUGACAAAUGAGUUGAAUAUAUUGGAUCGUGAGUGUCGAAAUAUUCAUGUUAUUCAACUUCAAGGUCAUCUUUUCUUUGGUAAUAUUAAUCAAGUGAGUGACUAUGUCCACGACUUGUUUCAAGACGGUCCAAGUUUGACGGACAGUGCAGUACAGUCACCUCUUCAAAGUGUAUUAAGCGACGAUGUUCGACCACGUCCUGAAUUAAAAUAUCUUGUACUUGAUUUUACACUAGUCGUUGGAUUAGAUUCGUCAGCUGCUGACCGAUUGACGAAGAUUGAAUUUGUAUGUGAUCUCCAUCAUUGCAAGGUUGUCUUUGCUGCCGUUCCAACUGCUUAUGUUAAAUUUACAGAACAUCUUCGUUCCGUCUUUGAGAAUACUACCAUGCUCUAUAUUGCACCUGAUCUCGAUCGAGCGCUUGAAUGGUGUGAAAAUGAUAUUUUAGGCAAACGUACUCAAGAUGAAGUUCCAUCUCAACCUUGUACAGUGGAUGAUAAAGAAUGUACCCACUUGCGAAUUCUCCGACGAUUUAUGCCGGAUCAACCACUUUCUGUACAACAAAAGUUGCUCUCUUAUUUUAGUAUCUCAACAAUCAAGAAAGAAGAAGUUUUGUGGCGACAAGGAGAUCCAUCGGAUCGUGCGUUGCUACUAGUAAAUGGAGCUUUGACUGCAGUCAUCGAAGAAGAAGCUGGUACAACGGAAAACGUUUCAAUUGGUUCUAUUGUCGGUGACUUGUGUUUUCUCACCGGUGAGAAACGCAAAACGUCGUUAAUUGCAACAGAAAAAAGUGUCGUCUACGUCUUGACGCGUCCCAACUUUAACAAGAUGCUUGAGAAAGAUUGUUACUUAGCAUUUCUCUUUCAAGGGAUUUCCUUACGCUAUACGUCGUUUAGAUUACAAUAUGUUGGGAAUCGAAUUUGGGAGACGAAAUGUCUUCCUAUUUGA
This is a messenger RNA of Plasmopara halstedii, 2349 nucleotides long. Its product is annotated as sulfate permease family. NCBI's taxonomy places the organism in Eukaryota, Oomycota, Peronosporomycetes, Peronosporales, Peronosporaceae. The transcript has a single exon. Gene Ontology annotation, cellular component: membrane. Bases 1 to 2349 code for a protein of 782 amino acids. The record is from RefSeq and is a predicted model, not a curated record.